GAACAGCAGCGGUUCUUGUGUAAGCGCUCCAGGAAAGCGUGAUAACCCUCUCAUGCACGCGGGCUUCCUUCUCUGAUCAGCUGACUCGAGCAUGCGGAAGAAGGCAAUUAGAAACGUUAGUAGUUGAGAAAACCGAGAUUAAAAAGUUAGAUGCAAAACGUCCAAAGAAGAGCUUCCAGCAGCGCAAAGAGGGAAAGUUAAGUAUUCUCGUCUGUCCGCUUCUGAUAGGCUGUUUUACGCUCUCUGACCUGUCAGCGGUCUGGAAUGGCACACAGUGAGUCAGAGGCUGCAGUGAAUGUAGUGAAUGGGAAUCAGGUGUCCUAUAUUGGACAUGACUGUGAGGCCAUUCCAGAGUUCCUCGCAGUUAAAUAUGGAAGCAUUGCAAGGCGACUAGAUCUCAGCUUCAACCGACUGAGGUCACUGACAGGCCUGAAAGCAUUCAGCCAACUGGAAGAGCUGAUUGUGGACAACAAUCUUCUCGGAAAUGACCUCCGGUUGCCCAGGUUACCGCAGCUCCAUACCCUAACACUCAAUAAGAACCAACUCACCGACAUCGAAGACCUUCUAGAGCAUUUACAGGAAGUGACGCCAGCACUGGAGUAUCUGAGCCUGCUGGGAAACGAGGCCUGCCCCAACCAACUGGUCAGCCUGGAUAAAGACGAGGAUGACUACCAGAGAUACAGGUACUUUGUACUGCAUAAGCUGAAGAAUCUGAAGUUUCUGGACAGCAGGAAAGUGACCCAGACAGAGCAGCAGGAGGCCGAGGCCCGCGGAGCGUUCAUGAAGGUGGUCAAGCCCAAAACCGAGCAGGGUCUCAGUGAUGUCGGAGCAGAAGUCACCCUGCCUCCUUACACCCCUCUACCAAAAGGAUCCAGAGACGGCAAAAACCACAAAGGGGUGUUUGCCAAGUGCCGCUACGUCUACUAUGGCAAGCAUUCAGAGGGCAAUCGCUUCAUCCGCAAUGACCAGCUCUGACAGACAGACAGACAGUCGGACGGACAGGCUGCCGGACGAGCAUGCAAGGGGGGGCUUUAUAAAGAUAUCCUCCUGCGUGUCUUUAUAAAUAUACAUAUCGCCACAUGCAUUUUAAGCAGCCAAACACAGCCCUCUAGUGCCUUCUGCUGAGUGUGCCAUCGCUGCCACCUCACAUCGCUCUCUCUCUGGCUGAGCACUGCCAUUCACACUGACAUGAUUGCCUUUAAGCAGCCCUACCCCUCUGCACUCACACACACUUACAUACGCUUACACACACCCCACGCAUACACACACACCAAGCCAAGCGCCUGUGCUGACAGCCACUGUUCCAUGAUGGAUUGCCUCGUCCAGCCGCUGCUCUCCGCAGGUCAAAGGUCACACCUGAGGCUGCAGUGGGCCCACACGGACACAGAGGAUGAGCCGCCCUCAAAGUCAAAGCUAAAGUUAAACACACAGAGAGACACUAUUCAUUCCAUCUGUUCAUACGUCUCACUUUGUGUUCAGAAAACAAGUGGACAAAUGACAGCGUUAAGUAUGAACUGUCACUGACGAACCUCGCAUCUCCAAAGAACUUCACGAAGAAAGAAGGAGAGUUCUUAACUUUAAUGUAUGUUUUAUUCCAGGUAGUUUUGGACCUUUUAUGUGUCGGUGCGCUCCUCAUGAUACGUCAACACAAUGUAAAGGGCAGCUGGUGUUUUUUUAACAGUAUAAAUAAACAAAAAUGAACAAAAUGGAGUUGCGAGGUUUUGAUAUGACAGUGAUAUUUUUUUUUUUUUAAGUCAAGUUUUCACUCAGGAAACAUUAAAUAGUCGCCAACAUUGUGUGAGAAUGUUUUGAACUGCUUUUUACCACUUAAUCAUAACCACUAUUGAGAUUGUAGUAAUAUUGUUUAGAAUAAUUAUUAAAAUAAUUUGCUCUUAGAAAGUUGAACUUUUUCUGAUGGAAAGCACUUGAUGAACACGUUAAGCAGUGUAUUUGCUCAAAGUAUUUUUCGCUUUUUUUUUUUUUAAAUUGAGGAGUGAGGGGCAUUUUGCAGGCUCCUUGUACUGAGGCCUCUUGUAUGCUUCUGUGUACGUGUGGUGAUGUUAAGCAUGUGUGUGUGUGUGUGUGUUUAUGUGCUGCGUGAAGCUGGUGUGUUGCGGGGGCAGAUGUUGCUGUGCAGGAGCCUGGAGGAGCAGGGAAAGUGGGAGGUAAUGAGCUUUGCUCUCAUUGCUUGAGUGCAGGAGAGGAGAGAGAGAGAGAGUGAGAGAGAGUGAGGGAGAGAGAGCAGGACUGCAGGGAGGGGGAAGAGAAGUCAACAACUUUCUCCAAUCCACUUCUGAUUGCCUCCUCAUGUGGGUUUUGGACCUAUUCACACCAUUUUAAUGACUUGCUCUCUAACUUUUGUUUAUGGAAAAGAAAAAAAAGCCUAUAACAGCUUGUGCUGUGUUUCAGAAGUGAUGGCCAAAACAUUUGGUGGAAGGUUUCACACAUCAAGUACAUUAGAUACAGUAUGCUUGAGAAAUGUUUUAUAUUCAGUAUUUUCUUCAUGUUUUACUUUGAAUGCUUCAUUGUUUUUCUUUUUGAAUAUUGUAUUUCGGAUUUUAAACGCUGAACUCUGCACCAAAGCAAGAUGUAAUGGUAAAUUUCACCAGGGUAACCAAAGAGCUACAGCAUGCUAAAUGUAUUAAGUUGCCUUAAUGUACACUAAAUUAUACUUAAUCAUGUCAAUGAUUUAUUCAUAACACUCUUUUGUUCUGUUCUAAUUUAGGAGGGGGGCACGGUCCUAGUUUCCUUUUUUCUACAGAAAUGUGCAUUUUUAAGCAUUUUAGAUUGCAAAGAUAAUCUAUUCAAUAACAUUAUUGAGCAGAACAUUAAUCAUUCUAAUUAUGUUACUUACAUUAGCCAAAAAUACAGUAUUGUAAUUGUUUUAUUGGUAGUAUGUGAAACAGUCUUUAUAAUUGAUUUAUACAUACAUGGGCAAUUAUUAAAAUUUCUUAAAAAAGUAAACAUUCA
Messenger RNA from Colossoma macropomum (tambaqui), 2970 nucleotides. It is a transcript of the gene lrmda, whose product is annotated as leucine rich melanocyte differentiation associated. Lineage: Eukaryota; Metazoa; Chordata; Actinopteri; Characiformes; Serrasalmidae. Gene Ontology annotation, biological process: melanocyte differentiation. Bases 265 to 975 code for a protein of 236 amino acids. The record is from RefSeq and is a predicted model, not a curated record. Gene Ontology annotation, molecular function: protein binding. The transcript has 7 exons.